UUUCAGAAAUGAACAAAUCGGUCUUCAUUUUUGUGCUAGCAAGUUUGGUGACAUUAGCACGGGGAUAUGAUUCAGAUCAAAUGCCUUUAAUGGGAGACAAGGAUCUUCAACAAUUGAGCAAAGUUGAUGACACGUUGCGAAAUUGUUGUGUUAGACGGAAAGUUGGUGACAAAUGCACAAAUACGUUAUGCAGUUUAAGUGGUGUCGCUCUUAUGACAAGUGAUGCGUUACGAAGUAAUAUCUUACAAUGUAAGCCCCAAAUGAGGGAUAUUUUGAAAUGUGCUACAAAGUUGAACAAUCUGACAUCUUGCUGCUCUCAACGCAAUGUUCCGGAUGGAUGCCUCAAUGUUUGCGAUGGAUCAGGGCGAAUGAGCUUAAGCAAAUUAAGCAUUUCUUGCUUGCAAUAUUCCGAACCAAUUGUUCGUUGUUUCGGAGAAAAUUUGCUAUUUCAUAGGAAGAAUACAUUAGUUUUUGGAGCUUCAAAGCGAAUGCGAAUGAAUUAAUGAGAAAUGGUAAUGUUCGCGAAUGAUAUUUGCAUAUUAUUCACAUAUUUACGGCA
Messenger RNA from Loa loa (African eye worm), 559 nucleotides. RefSeq lists its product as hypothetical. The record is from RefSeq and is a predicted model, not a curated record. Bases 9 to 503 code for a protein of 164 amino acids. Lineage: Eukaryota; Metazoa; Nematoda; Chromadorea; Rhabditida; Onchocercidae. The transcript has 3 exons.